AUGCUUCUGCAUGAGCAAGAGCAAGUCUUGUCCUACAAUGGAGAAGUCCUUGUGUUUCAGCUGUCAGGACCAAAGCACAUGGAAGGAGCAGCUGGAAAAACAACAAACUUAUCUGUCAGAAGAAUGGCCUUUGACAGAGACACUAAACUGUUUAUCCAAAAGUCUUCUGGGGUAUUCAGCAUGCAUGGCAAUCCCUUAGAAGCUGAAAUAAUCUGUUGUAGUAGUACAACAGACUCCAGAUCAGGACUGGUUCUUCCUUGUGUUUUGGUGAAAAAGAAAAAACGGAAAAAUGUUCUCAAAUAUCUCCUGCUGCUACUUCACAGCUCCAACCGGUUUGAGCAGUGCUUUCAUUUUAAACUGGAUUACGAGCUGAGAGAAGACGUCAGGCUGUUUGCUGGCCCCUCGGUCCUGUGGAGACAUGACAGCAGGCUCUUCCACGUCUCCCGCGACGCCUGCGCCGUGCGGAGCGCUCCUCUGCAGCUCUCUUCCGUUGUGUGGGCAGGGGAAACCGGCGAGGAAGGCGUCCUGGUCUUGGGAGUACGGGCUGCUUGCUCGCCAGAAAGCGAAGAUGAGCCAGAGUUUUCCACCUCAGAUGGAGCUAUCUGGGGAAGUGAAUUCUUUGCAUAUGCAAUUGAAACACAGAAGAUAAUGAGUGGCACGAGCUUUAUGCCUCAUGCUUACAGCAGGGUGGUGUCUUCUGUCUGUGUCUGCAAGAACGAGGUAUUGAGAAAACAACUCAGAAUAUCUCUUGUUGCUGUCACUCAGAAGAAUCAACUUGUUUGGUUCCAAGAUGGUCUCCCUAAAGGUGUUUGUGAGCUUCCAUAUGAGAAACCCUGUUCAGUAAAAACAGCUGUGACCACUAGCAAUAACAUGCUGUUUAUCGUUUCAUUUGCCUCUGGAAAUACCUGUGCUAUAUGGAGAGACAGUUUCCAGGUUGCUUCCAAAUGGCAAAAAGUGAAUUAUGUUCUUGUAGAUGAUUUUAUUGGCUCUGGAACUGAGCAAAUGUUACUGCUUUUUAAGGAUGAUUCCUGUGAAGAUGUGUUAAGUACAUUCAGAAUAUCAGAUUUUGGGGAGAUCAACUAUGCAAGUGGCAUUAAUUAUAAAGAUGAUACUCCCAGAGCAGAAGGCUUGCAAGAGAAUAGUUUGCUGACAGUCCAAGCCCUUGAAACAAGAUUACAGGCUGGUUACACUUCUAUUCGAGAGCUGCAGCACCAUUUGAGGCUCAAAAAGAAGGUUAUUCUUGAGUCUUGCAGGGCAUUAAUAGAUCUUGUUCAAGAAAGAAGCCAUAUUCUACCAACUGCGGAAAAGGAAGGUCUUGUAUCUCUCUGGGAUGAUACAGAAAAUCCUCUCCAUUCUCUUAAUAAAGAAGCAUCGAUGACAGCUAAAGUUCCAGAGCACUUUGUAGAGAAAUUGUGGCAACGUGUUGUGGAUGACAGAUUGAUAGUUGGAGUAAAACUAGCCGAAUCAUUUAGCUUGUCGCUGAGUGAUGUCAGUUUAUCCUUAGUAGUGGAUCCGGAUGUGACUUUGAUUUCUCCAAUUAUUGAGUGUCAGAAUAAAAUCAUUACAUUGAACAAGGCUUUUUCAGCAUUGGCUAUCUCUUCAUGUCAGAUCGAACCACCUCCAAAAAAGAUGAAGCUGGACUUUGAUAGCAAGAAUGAUCUGGAAGAAGACCUUCAUAAGAGAAGUUUGAAGAAUCAAUUGGACAGAGCAAAAACAUUUAUUGCUGUUACCAGCCUUUCACCGUUGUUGGCAUUUCAUAGUGUACGCUGCACGGUUCUCCUACAUGCGAAGAAACCAAAACAUCAAAGGGAUGGUUUACAGAACAGCAAAAAGAUUACUUUACUGUGUGGGAAAAUUCUGUUAAGUCUGGAAGAUAUCUCACAGGGAAAAUAUUCAGUGAAGAUGUUAAGGGAUAAUAGUUACUGUACAGGUUCCUUGGAAGAUAUCCUUGCUGUCCUUGCAGCAUCUAUCAGGUUCUCCUUUCAGAUUGUGUCUUCUGAGUACACUUUAACUCCAGUAAAUUCCUGGUUAUUGGGAGAAAUGGAGUGUACACCAUUUAAAGAAUACCACAAAAACCUGGUCUGUCAGAGAAUGGGAAAUCUACAUGGCACAGUUCUCAGUUGGACACAGAAAUCUCCAUUUGAAGGAGUUCUAACCUUGUUUUGCAGAAAUAUGAGUGUCCUGUUCCAGUGCCUUCAUAGCCUCACUGGAGCUCUGCCACCAAGCACUGAUAUAAGACUCUUGAGGUCUGGAAGCAAAGAUAGACUUACUGACCAGUUAGCACUGGCUUUGGAAAAAGAAGUGCUCAUCUCCAGGAAUUCUUUCUCCUCAAAAGAAAAUGAAGUUGAAAAGAGUGGGACAUGGGGCAAGAGGACUAGCAAGAAAAUCAGUGAUGCUCCUGUGGCUCCUUUCCUGGACAGUAAGGAAGGAGUUCAGCAAUUCCGAAAGAAGCUUCAGCAUGAACGGGAAGAGAGUAUUCUAAGUAUGAAUCAAGCAGUGAAUGGUGCCCUUUAUCAGAAAAUGGCUUUGAAAAUGGCAGAGGCUCAGCUGCAUUCUGAUAUGAUCGUGUGGAGACUGAGCAGAUCCUAG
Molecule: messenger RNA, 2589 nt
Organism: Tinamus guttatus (white-throated tinamou)
Lineage: Eukaryota; Metazoa; Chordata; Aves; Tinamiformes; Tinamidae
Gene: FANCB
Product: FA complementation group B
Biological process (GO): replication-born double-strand break repair via sister chromatid exchange; negative regulation of double-strand break repair via homologous recombination; interstrand cross-link repair
Cellular component (GO): Fanconi anaemia nuclear complex
Source: RefSeq, a predicted model, not a curated record